GCUGGCGUCAGUCCCAACUCCAAGAUGGCGGCGUGCCGUUGGCGUGAAGUAAGGGUUGACUGCGUCACGUGACAGGCAGGACGGGGGUGUGUGUAUCCCCGUCGUGUGUCCCGGCGGAAGAGUGAAGGGAGUCGGCUGAAAGGUCGCAGCUGGAAGAAAAGGGAAAACAAAGCGGCGCGGCCUAGCGCUGGAGAACCGGAGACACGCCAGUCACCACGGAUACACCUGGAGCCAACGCGGCGGCCGUGGCGCAGCCACCCACGCUGCCUCCGCCGCCGCCUCCACCGAGGAUGUCGCGCAGGAAGAGAAAUGCAGGCAGCAGUUCUGAUGGAACCGAAGACUCCGAUUUCUCAACAGACCCAGAGCAUACAGACAGUUCAGAAAGUGACGGAACACCACGCCAGUCUGCUCGUGUGACCCGCUCUUCCGCCAGGCUCAGCCAGAGCUCCCAAGAUUCCAGCCCAGUUCACAAUCCCCCAUCGUUUGGAGCAGAGGAGCCUGUUUAUUCUACUCGGAGAGUAACCCGCAGCCAGCAACAGCCCACACCUGUGACUCCCAAAAAAUAUCCACUUCGACAGACCCGCUCAUCUGGAUCAGAAACGGAGCAAGUGGUUGACUUUUCAGAUAGAGACACUAAAAAUGCAGCUGACCAUGAUGAGUCCCCACCCCGCACACCAACUGGGAAUGCUCCGUCUUCCGAGUCCGACAUCGAUAUCUCCAGUCCCAACAUGUCUCAUGAUGAGAGUAUCGCCAAGGAUAUGUCCAUGAAGGAUUCUGGAAGUGAUCUGUCCCAUCGUCCCAAACGCCGUCGAUUCCAUGAAAGCUACAACUUCAACAUGAAAUGUCCCACCCCAGGCUGCAAUUCAUUAGGACACCUGACGGGAAAACAUGAGCGACACUUCUCCAUAUCAGGAUGCCCGCUGUAUCAUAACCUUUCAGCUGAUGAAUGCAAGGUGAGAGCGCAGAGCCGUGAUAAACAAGUUGAGGAGAGGAUGCUGUCUCACCGACAAGAUGAUAACAAUAGACAUGCUACCAGACAUCAGGCGCCAACUGAAAGACAGUUAAGGUACAAAGAGAAAGUAGCAGAGAUGAGAAAGAAGAGGAAUGCAGGGCUGACCAAGGAGCAGAAGGAAAAGUACAUGGAACACAGGCAAACCUAUGGUAACACCAGAGAGCCCCUUUUAGAGAAUCUGACCAGCGAAUAUGAUCUAGAGUUAUUUCGACGGGCGCAAGCCAGAGCCUCUGAGGAUUUGGAGAAGCUGCGACUUCAGGGCCAGAUCACAGAAGGCAGCAACAUGAUCAAGACUAUUGCUUUUGGCCGCUAUGAACUGGACACCUGGUACCAUUCUCCUUACCCAGAAGAGUACGCACGGCUGGGGCGCCUCUACAUGUGUGAGUUCUGCCUCAAAUACAUGAAGAGCCAGACGAUACUACGCAGGCACAUGGCAAAAUGUGUCUGGAAACACCCUCCGGGGGAUGAAAUUUACCGUAAAGGCUCUAUUUCGGUGUUUGAAGUUGAUGGAAAAAAGAACAAGAUAUACUGUCAGAACCUCUGCCUGCUGGCAAAACUCUUCUUGGACCACAAGACUCUAUAUUAUGACGUCGAGCCCUUCCUCUUCUACGUCAUGACAGAAGCCGACAACACCGGCUGUCACCUGAUAGGCUAUUUCUCCAAGGAGAAGAACUCGUUCCUCAACUACAACGUCUCUUGCAUCCUGACGAUGCCUCAGUACAUGAGGCAGGGCUAUGGCAAAAUGCUUAUCGACUUCAGCUAUUUACUCUCCAAAGUGGAAGAAAAGGUUGGCUCCCCAGAAAGGCCCCUCUCAGACUUGGGCCUUAUUAGCUACCGUAGUUACUGGAAGGAAGUUCUUCUCCGUUAUCUGCAUAACUUUCAAGGCAAAGAAAUCUCCAUUAAAGAAAUCAGCCAAGAGACAGCCAUCAAUCCUGUUGACAUUGUUAGCACUCUGCAAGCCCUUCAGAUGCUCAAGUACUGGAAGGGCAAACACCUAGUCUUAAAGAGGCAGGAUCUUAUUGAUGAAUGGAUAGCCAAAGAGGCCAAAAGGUCCAACAGCAAUAAAAUAAUGGAUCCCAGCUGUUUGAAAUGGACCCCUCCUAAGGGCACUUAAUUUGACCAAUCUCUCCAAGAAGUGUGGACACCCCCCAUCUGCUGCCGCCGCUACCACCACUACCACCAUGGCCCUCUUUCCUUUCCCAGUAUUAGGAACUGCCUUUGGGAUCGUGGAUGUUUGCUGUUGGUACCAAUCUCCCCUUUUCACAUGCUCUCAGGACGUUUCUCUUCUUGUUGGGACCAUUUUGACCCAGGUCUUUCAUUGCGAGGUUGGGAAGAUCAGAGGGUUCUGGACACAAUGUUAAUGUGGCCCCACAAAGGGGCAGUAAUAUCUUGUACUGUACCUUUCCACUUGCUGCUUCUUGAACCACAAGGUCCUAGUCCAUAAAGUAGUGUUGUACCUGUAAUUUCUUAGUUGUAUCACCCUGCUGCUUCCAUGCAGCCUUGAAAGGCCUGGCCCACACCUUCAGUGAGGUGGUAGUCCUGCAUGAUAGAGGGGGCUGUACUGUUUAAGACUGCAGGUGCAGGGCACUAUUUUUUAUAUGUUUCCCCAUGUAAAAAGUUCCCUGCCAGGAGAAAACUAGCAGUGACAGUGAUAAAGAUUCUAGCCAGCCCUGUCUCCUUCACUAGUUUUCUAUUUGCAGGUUUUUUAAUACAUAGGAGAGCAUUCAAAAGCAUUCUCCUAUCAGUUGUAUGAAACAGUACAGUCUGUUCUAUUCCACAUUCCCCUCUCAUUCUGCUGCAUGUUUAGAUCAAGCCCAAAGGUGGGUUCAUGAGAUCAUUUCCCACUCACCAGAUGUCAAGAUUGCAAGUGGAAAUGAUCCAGCACCCCUUGGGCUCCUGGGCUGCUUCAGGAUCAUCUGUUUCUCAUGUCUAUUUGAGCACUCCCUGGAUAUUGCCGCAAUGUGUAUGCAAACAUCCUCUACCCAGCAUUCUUCUUUCUUUAAUGCUCAGCGGGGAAAUACAGGCCAGGAAGUAUCCAAAGGGCUCUGAUUUCAGAAUGUGAGGAUGAUCUUUGGAUGCUUCCUUUUCCCUGCACCUUUGUGGGCAGCACCACUGACUCCCUAAUGGAAAAGAUAGCACUUCACCUAGCCUUGGUUGCAUGCUUGCAGUGCCUCAGUGCUACUGCCAGUGUCACUUCAUGUUGUGCCCAUUACUUCUCCUGUAGCUGCUUCUGAAUAUUCUCUGACCACAGACACUUCUGACGAGUCAUUUAAAUUGAACUUUCUUUGUGGGAGGAGAUCAGCACCCUUGCCAUCUACUUUGCCAUCUCUCGCCAUUUGGGCUUCUUUCUGCUCCAAAAGAAAACUGCCACUAACGGCCCGAGGAGCAUGUGUUUAGUAGCACUGCAGUGGCUAUUUCAAUCACCGCCAGCUGGAAGAUGCUCCUUUGGUCAGCUUAUUCAUGCGCAGCUUGGGCACUACUUUGAUUAGUGGCAGUGAGGCUACCAAACAGAGUAGUGCCAGAUCCAAGGGACAGGUAGCUGCAGCUGAAUGGUUUGUCACAUCCUAUAGCCUUCACAAGGUAGUAGUUUGAUUUCCCACCAUGUUUUUGCUUGUUUUAUAGGCCAUGUUUCUGCAUCUUUGCGGCCCUCUAUGCUAAUAGUGGGACCAUCCUGGACCUGUGACUUUUUCGCUACCAUCAUUUUGGUCGAUGUGAACAGUGGUUGUUUUUAAAGGAGUACAGGGUGAAAUUGCUGCAGUGGCAUAUUUUUCAGAAUUUGUGCUAUUACAUGCAUAGAUGAAGAGAGCCCCUAAAGCCACUGAGGCCAGAUGGCCUAUCACAGGCAUUUCUGAAAUGCCCUUCUCUAUAGAUUUAGCUUGGCUGUCUUAAAAAUGCAGCCACAACAUAUGGUCUCCCAAUGAGGCUAGGUUUCUACCACAUUUCAAGAUGAGUUACCUGGCUUCAUGUGGGUGUUUGUCACAAGAUGAAUUCACUCUUUGAACAUUUAUAAAGAAAGUCACUUCAGAAAUACACCUGUGCAUGGGCCAAGAGCCUCAAAAGUGUGUGAACAUGGGCACAUAGCAUCAGUUUGACAAUGAUACUGGGUGUGCCCCUUUGCAAGGGAAGCUCAUCCAUCCCUAAAUUGGGGUGAAAUCAUUGCCCUGCCCUGCAUGCCAUCUGUUCUAGUGACGGGGAGAGGUGGAAGGGAGAGGAAGAGCUGGAAUCUUGUGUGGUAGGUGGAGAGGAUUUGUGAGCUGUCUGUCAAGAUGAAGAGUUUUUGGUCAUUUUAAACGGGUACCACUGAUAUCUUGAUUUAGCCCUCAAAGUCAGGGAUGGGGAAGCUGUGGCCCUCCAGAAGCUGUUGGGACUACAACUCCCAUCAUCUCCAACUAGUGGUCAUGCUGGCUAGGGAUGAUGGGCGGGCCACAGGUUCCCCAUCACUGCUCUAGGUAUUAAGUUCACAGCUCACCUUAAGUGUUCAAAGACCAAAGGGGAAACUCCAUCUAUCACACUAUCAUCAGCCUAGCUCCGCCGUUCAUAGAGAUGACAAACUAUUGAAAGACUGCAUCUGGAGACAGUCCUUUUGUUUAAUUAAUCAGACUUCUGACAGGUUUGCUCUUUAGAGGUCUGUCCGGCACACAUGCAUGUACAUAAACACAUACACUCACCAUCAGUGUGAAGUCUGCUUUUAAAUAGAUGAAUUUGACCUGCUCUGCUGGCUGGCCUUUUGGCUACCUUUUGAGCAUAAUAGAAUUGCCUUAUGAUACCCCAGCAUUUGGGGGUAAAGAUCCCGCUCCCCUGAAUUCUGAGGUGCUGUUGCACAAAGCAGCCAUGGUCCAGUUGCACACGUCACAAGCCACAGAGCAAGCUGGGGUCGCAUGCAGCACAACCAAAGAGACCGCAGAGAGAGAUGGAGGGUGGUGGUGCGAAUCACAUCCCCCCACCCCACCCUUUGCACCAUCUCACCCCAGGUUGCAUCUUAGUAUAGCUUGUCAUCCCUAGAAAAGUAUUCUCCUUCCUAGAAAUUAUAUUUGCGCAAGUCUUCGGCCCUUGAAAAAGUCUGGCCAGAGUGCAGUGUAUUACCUGUUUUUUGGACUGCCUUAAUGGAUGUGUUGUGCUCUGCACUUUGACAUCCAUUUCCAACGAGUGCGGGGAUGUCAUUUUCAGUUGAAUUGUAGUGAAAUCCUGUUCCACUCUGUUCAAAGUAAAACACCCUGGGGGCAUAACAGCCAUCCUCACCCCAUAUCUUUGGCUUCUCUCCUGGCAUGGUUACCGGCAGUAGAAGCCUGCGUGGAACACAACAUUGUUGUUUUUAGCUGAAUGUUCCCCUGCCCCCAAACAACAACAAAAGUCUCCUUGUCUCCCAUUUUGGGACAAAAUGGAUUACAGUUGAAAGCUGAUCCCUCUAGCACGGAUCUUUCCGCAAGCACUCCUGUGGUUGGCUCUUGUGUUUGGUUUUGUCUUUCAUUGCCAUCUUCAAUCUGCCAAAGUUUAUAUUUCUGUGCACAUUACUGGCAACUAUCAUCUGACAUCCUUGGCUUCUAGAUUCUAGCAAAUGGGGUGGCGCUUUCUUAGGUAGGAGGGAAGGUUGGCCAUUCAUGUACAGAAGUGAAUCUCUGUUUUCUGGAUAUGUUAGAAUAUGCUACCAGUGUAUCUACUUCUCAAUAAAGCAUGUUCUCUGCUCUA
Messenger RNA from Rhineura floridana, 5698 nucleotides. It is a transcript of the gene KAT7, whose product is annotated as lysine acetyltransferase 7. Lineage: Eukaryota; Metazoa; Chordata; Lepidosauria; Squamata; Rhineuridae. The record is from RefSeq and is a predicted model, not a curated record. Gene Ontology annotation, biological process: regulation of DNA-templated transcription. Gene Ontology annotation, molecular function: histone acetyltransferase activity; zinc ion binding. Gene Ontology annotation, cellular component: nucleus. The transcript is spliced from 15 exons. The coding region runs from base 291 to 2126 and encodes 611 amino acids.